Molecule: messenger RNA, 1362 nt
Organism: Tribolium castaneum (red flour beetle)
Lineage: Eukaryota; Metazoa; Arthropoda; Insecta; Coleoptera; Tenebrionidae
Product: ubiquinone biosynthesis protein COQ4 homolog, mitochondrial
Exons: 7
Coding region: 275-1306 (343 amino acids)
Biological process (GO): ubiquinone biosynthetic process
Cellular component (GO): mitochondrion; mitochondrial inner membrane
Source: RefSeq, a predicted model, not a curated record
GUUUCGUCUAGCAACUUGACAUAAAGAUGUCAGCACUUGUGCCAAAGUUUUGUUGAUAGUUUAGAUUUCUUUAACAAGAAUUAUUAUCUCAUAAUAAUCGCAAAUAAUUAAAAUAUGAUGAACACAAUCGCUUGAUAAAACAAGAUAAAACACAAAAAACAACAACCCGUAAGUCGAAAUAAUCAUUUGCUGAAAUUUUAAAGUAAUGUGUGCGGUAUCACGUUUCGUGUCCAAACACCACAUAAUCAGUGACUAAAAAAAGCCACCGGCGAAAAUGUCCUUGACUCAGUGCCUGGAGGACGCAAACAACCAGUCCCUACUAUGGAAGCAAAUCUUCUCGGCCCUUUUCUACGGCAUCGCCUCGUUUAUGAUCACCGUGGUCAACAAAACCGUCCUCACAACAUACCAAUUCCCCUCGUUUCAAGUGCUAGGAAUUGGGCAAAUGAUUGCCACGAUUUUAGUGCUCCUCAUAGCGAAAAAAUCCCGAGUUGUGACGUUCCCCAGUUUUGAGUUGAACACGUUCGGGAAGAUUUUCCCGCUCCCGUUGAUUUACAUUGGGAAUAUGAUUUUUGGACUGGGGGGCACCAAGCACACGAAUUUUGAUAAAUUCGAAAGCGAUUUUCACAAAAAUCACAUUCCGAUCAAUGACUUUCAACGGGGACUUCUCGCUAUGGGAUCGGCUUUGAUGUCAUUAGUCGAUCCAUUUCGGCAUGACAUGAUCGCCUGUUUGGGAGAGACUGCAGGAAUGUCCGCCAUCACUUACAUGAAGCAAAAAAUGGAGAGUUCACCAGAAGGCGCCGAAAUUCUCAAAUCACGUCCGAGGAUCAACUCAAAAACUGUCGAUUUAAACAAAUUAAGGACAUUUCCUGAGGGAACCCUCGGUCGUGUUUAUGUUAAAUGGCUCGAUGAUAAUAAUGUUACGCCCGAUUCACGUAUGGCUGUUCAAUUUGUCGAUGACAUUGAUUGUGCGUACGUUUUGCAACGCUAUAGAGAAGCGCAUGAUUUAUUUCAUGCCGUUUUGGAAAUGCCCACAAAUAUGUUAGGUGAAGUAACUGUUAAAUGGUACGAAGCGAUUCAAACAAGGCUUCCAAUGUGCAUUGGAGCGGCUAUUUUUGGCCCAAUUCGACUAAAACCAAAGCAUCGCAACUUGUAUAAAAAGUAUUAUCUUCCAUGGGCAAUUGAAACAGCAAAUAGUAGUAAUUUUUUGCUAAAUACAUUUUUUGAAAAACGGUGGGAACAACCAUUGGCUGAAUUACACCAAGAAUUAAACAUCAAACCGUUUAUUUUACCACAAACUAGGAGUUAAUUAUUUAUUUGCGUUGAAUAAUAGUUGUGUAGUUUAUUAAUAAAUGAUUAUCCUUG